AUGGAAAUAUUAACGUUGUUUGUUUGCUUGAUUUUGUCAUGGAUUUUCAUCCAUGGAUUGAGGCAGAGGAACAGGAAAGGUCCCAUACAUUGGCCUAUUAUUGGGGCAGGAUUAGAACAGUGGGUGAAUUUUGAUCGAAUGCAUGACUGGUUGGUCAAGUAUUUGGCUCAAUCACCAACUGUUGUUGUCCCAACGUGGUCUACAACUUAUACUUACAUUGCUCAUCCAGAUAAUGUCGAACAUGUUCUCAAAACUAACUUUGAUAAUUAUCCAAAGGGUGAAGUGUAUCAUUCAUAUAUGGAAGUUUUGCUUGGAGAUGGCAUCUUUAAUGUGGAUGGUGAACUUUGGAGGAAACAAAGGAAGACUGCUAGCUUUGAAUUUGCUUCAAAAAACUUAAGGGAUUUCAACACUGUAGUUUUUAGGGACUAUACCCUUAAACUCUUUAACAUUCUAAUUCAAGCUUCUUUCAACAAUAAGGAAGUAGACAUGCAGGAUCUGUUGAUGAGAAUGACUCUUGACUCAAUAUGUAAAGUGGGAUUUGGUGUAGAAAUAGGAACAUUGGACCCCAAUUUACCAGAAAAUAGCUUUGCACAAGCAUUUGAUGCUGCAAAUGUUAUCGUGACACUGCGAUUUAUCGACCCUUUGUGGAGGAUCAAGAAAUUUCUCAACAUAGGAUCAGAAGCUAUCCUUGAUCAGAGUAUUAAAACAGUUGAUGAUUUCACAUAUUCUGUCAUAAGAAAAAGGAAGGCAGAGAUAGAAGCAGCUCCAACCAAUGAGAAAAUUAAGCAAGACAUAUUAUCAAGAUUCAUUGAGCUAGGAAAAGACCCUGAGAACAAUAUGACUGAUAAAAGCCUGAGGGACAUUGUCCUGAAUUUUGUCAUAGCGGGCCGUGAUACAACUGCAACAACUCUAUCUUGGGCUAUAUACAUGAUCAUGACUCACGAACACGUAGCAGAGAAGCUGUACGCAGAACUGAAAUCGUUGGAAGAAAUCCGAGCUAAAGAAGAGAAUGUGUCGUUGCAUCACUAUGACGCGGAGGAUCCUGAAUCAGUUAAUCAGAGAGCAAUCCAAUUUGCAGGGCUUCUUAAUUAUGAUUCAUUGGGAAAAUUGUACUACUUGCAUGCUGUCAUUACAGAAACUCUUAGGUUGUACCCCGCCGUUCCUCAGGAUCCUAAAGGAAUAUUGGAAGAUGAUGUAUUACCAGAUGGAACAAAGUUAAAGGCUGGAGGAAUGGUGACUUAUGUACCUUACUCUAUGGGCAGAAUGGGAUACAACUGGGGUUCUGAUGCAGCUUUAUUCAAUCCUGAUAGAUGGCUCAAAGAUGGAGUUUUCCAAAAUGCAUCUCCGUUCAAAUUCACUGCUUUUCAGGGAGGGCCAAGAAUAUGCCUUGGAAAAGACUCAGCAUAUCUUCAGAUGAAGAUGGCACUUGCAAUUUUGUGUCGAUUCUAUAAAUUCAAGUUGGUGCCAGGGCAUCAAGUGAUGUACAGGAUGAUGACCAUUUUAUCAAUGGCACAUGGACUAAAGCUUACAGUUUCAGUCAGAGGCGGACCCAGGAUUUGA
Nicotiana tabacum (common tobacco) is the source of this 1560-nucleotide messenger RNA. Its product is annotated as cytochrome P450 704B1-like. The record is from RefSeq and is a predicted model, not a curated record. Lineage: Eukaryota; Viridiplantae; Streptophyta; Magnoliopsida; Solanales; Solanaceae. Gene Ontology annotation, molecular function: monooxygenase activity; oxidoreductase activity, acting on paired donors, with incorporation or reduction of molecular oxygen; heme binding.